UCAAGAUGGGUGGGGCAUUUACGUUGUAGAUGUCUAUGGGCUCCAGUAACCACUUAAUACCAGAUGACUGUGAUCUCGUCCACCCAUAUAAACAAUAAAAAAUAAAUAGUGUUUUUUUUUUCACAAAUAUCAAAAGUAACCACAAUUAAAUUUAUCAAAAGCAGUAAGUACCAAUGACUCAAUCACAAUCUCGGGUUGAAGUUAUCGAACGUGAAAACUGUUGAGAUAAGACGCAUUCGCUACGCAGCUUCCUACCGAAGUAGUCAGAUAUACGCACGUAUAAUGUACGCGAGCUGUCUUCUGCUGGGGACGGUGAUCGUCGGGGUGGUCAGUUUCCCCCAGCUGUUCGAGACGAAGAAGUUCAAGAUCGGAAUAGAGUAUGACAAUUCGCUACCGAUGACGGGUGGAUCUGACAGGUUCAGACACAGGAACAACUAUGAUCCUUUCUACGUCACAGUCAACGCGACAGUCAAGAAAGGCUUCGUGAUCUCAUAUUUAGAAGUUACAGCAACAGUAGACGCCUUGGGUGAAGUGGAUUUCAACCUCAUCAGAGGACAAAGUGGGUCAAAGUCUGUGGCGUUCCAGCUGGUCUCGAAUCAUUCGGACUUCUUGGCGUACUCCUACUUGACGUAUGGCAUCAGGGAGGAGGAGUAUAGAAAGAUCAAAAAUAUUAUUUCUCUUCCAAUGACGAACAACGGAAUUAAACUCAACCAAAACUGGCUCGCGAUUUCAAUGUUUAUUUUUACUUAUUUACUCAAUGUUAUAUUAAAAUAAAUUGUAUAACUAUAUAAUAUUAUUAUCUUAAUUAAAACUAAGUUUAUAUUACCUA
Messenger RNA from Bombyx mori (domestic silkworm), 829 nucleotides. RefSeq lists its product as uncharacterized. The record is from RefSeq and is a predicted model, not a curated record. Lineage: Eukaryota; Metazoa; Arthropoda; Insecta; Lepidoptera; Bombycidae. Bases 283 to 774 code for a protein of 163 amino acids. The transcript has 4 exons.